Messenger RNA from Phaeodactylum tricornutum CCAP 1055/1, 1305 nucleotides. RefSeq lists its product with no specific name. Lineage: Eukaryota; Bacillariophyta; Bacillariophyceae; Surirellales; Neidiaceae. The coding region runs from base 92 to 1093 and encodes 333 amino acids. The record is from RefSeq and is a predicted model, not a curated record. The transcript has a single exon. Gene Ontology annotation, biological process: regulation of DNA-templated transcription. Gene Ontology annotation, molecular function: sequence-specific DNA binding; DNA-binding transcription factor activity.
GGAAACAUCACAAAUACAACACUCCAGUGUAAAGGGUCACCCAAAAUAAACGGUAGCAAAGACUCAAGUCCACGAAUCUAUCAACACCAGCAUGUGUAUCUCCACACUCCGCAAGAAUAGAGCUGCGGAGAUCUCUUUAGGAUCUUCGCUUGUAACCGACGAUGUCAAGAAUGCCCCGCAUUCGGCGUCAUCGACGACAGUGCCACGCAACGCUUCGAAACGUACCAAACAUCCGCACAUCAUCGUGCAGCACAACUACCAUGAUCACGCUCACGACGCCGCUCCACUGAUCCAGGAAGUCCCUGCCGAGGACUGUGCGGCUCGAGGUGGUGUGGGAACUCCUUUUCCACUCAAGCUGCACGAAAUGCUUCAAAAUGUCGUACAAGACGGCUACGCUCACAUUGUAUCGUGGCAGCCUCACGGACGCUGCUUUGUCGUUCACAAACCGGAACUCUUCAAGCAGCUUCUGCCCAAAUACUUUAAACUGUCCAAGAUCGCUUCGUUUCAACGACAGCUCAACCUGUACGGCUUUCAACGUCUCACUCGUGGCCUGGACAAGGGCGGCUACUACCACGAACUAUUCCUACGGCACCGGGUCUUUUUGGCUCCCCGUAUCCAACGCGUCAAAGUCAAGGGCACCGGUGUGCGGGCACGCUCCAACCCCAACCAAGAACCAGAAUUCUGGGAUAUGCCAUGGGUUGCGGAAGAGUCCACAACGGAAGCUCCGGCAGCCGUUUCGAGCGAAUCCUCGGUCGUGAGCCAAGAAAGCGGCCAUGAACGGUCACACGCUGAAUACAACUACCCUAAGAUGGAGAUGAUUCAGUCAUCUAUCUACGCUCCAUCAGCGCCUUCGCCUGUAUCGAGCUAUGAAGAGACCGUGUCUAGUAUGGAGGCUGACUUGAUACUAUCGGGCUGGGGAAAGCCCUUUCAUUAUCUGGUUCACCCAAUGGACGCAGCCACUUCCAACACAAUGACUAUUUCCGACCUACCAAUGCCGGAAACAGACUUUGAGUUUGACGAACUCCUCACCGAAAUCUUCGAAGAGGAUGAUGACUGCGCCUUUGCGGAUCUGCUGGAACGAAUCAUUGCGUAAAACAUCAUGUUCGCAUGUUCGUCCUGUACAGUAUUUGCAUUCUAACCGGUUGCCCUAAAAAGUCACUCUUGUACAUUUGGAGAACCGAAACCACCAUACUAGCUGACGAGUCAGCGAUGUCUCCUCGUGUCGAACUCUAUCACUUAGCACCUCGUCCAGGAUACUAAGUUACAGGUAACUCUAUCAUCUCUAUAAUUUCAUUAUUCUACACA